Molecule: messenger RNA, 1276 nt
Organism: Mollisia scopiformis
Lineage: Eukaryota; Fungi; Ascomycota; Leotiomycetes; Helotiales; Mollisiaceae
Exons: 1
Coding region: 377-1099 (240 amino acids)
Source: RefSeq, a predicted model, not a curated record
GUUCGUGCUCGGAACUGUGCCGCUCACCACAGAAACCAAACUCCCCAGGUAAUUUGAUGGACCCUUGGACUUCUUCUAGCUUCCAACUGUUGUCAUCAACAUCUGGCCUUGUCCUCACUCCUCCUGUUGUCCUCUCCUCUGCUGUCUUUUGCAAAUAUUACUUGACUGUAAUUUUUGCAGCUUCUCACUUCUACAGUCUCUCCUUGACGUUUGUCCUUCCCCGCGCAUAAGCACUGUUGAGCUUAUCGCUUGCACUUUACAUCAUACCUUACCAUACCAUACUUUGAGGUUCGCGCUAGUCUGCUGCAGCCUACAUCCUCCUCCUCCUCCUCCUUCUCACGAACUCCUCAUACAAAAUCCUCUAUCCAUCACCAAGAUGCGCUUCUCCACAACUACCCUCCUUGCACUCCCGCUGCUUGCGGCUGCUGCGCAAACCGAUUCCCCUCUCGAGCAGGCCAAGGAACAAGCUCAAUACUGGUUCGAUAAGAUCUCCUCCUAUAUCCCAAACCCGAACAAGGUGCACACACCAUCAGCAGCAGCUGCUAAAGCUGGCGGCAAGACUCUGAAGGUCUUGACUCUCGGCGAUUGGGAGAGUACAUUGCGAUCCACCGUCAAGCCCGCAAGCACAAAGUCAGAAGAGACCUGGGUUCUGGUCACUGGCGGCAACAAGACAUGCUUCGGCCAAUGCGGUCAAGUUGAGACUGCUUUCAACGAGACUGCAGCUUUGUGGGCAGUCAACCCUACUGCUCCUCAUCUUGCUUACCUCAACUGCGAAGACCAGCCAGUUCUCUGCAAUUCCUGGGGUGCUGGACCUCCCUCUCUCUGGAUCUUUGACAUUGUUGCACCACCUGCCCCAGUCGAAUGCCGAGUUAAGACAUUGAACAUCAGCACCACAGCUGUCAAGACUUUUACCGAUCUGAACUCUCCCGAGGCUAAGCAAGAAGUGAAGAUCUAUGAUGGACUUUUCCACCCAUUCGACGGCGCCUUUGCCAAGUAUGGUGUUGCUGUUCCUAUCGGCUACAUUUUCUGGAUCUUCGCUGUCGUUCCUAGCUGGAUGUUCAUGAUCGGUAUUUCUUUCCUUAGCAGAACCAUGAUGUAAGUUUUGUGCUGACCUCGAAUACACUGCUUCGCAAUACUGAUACUUCUGCAGGAGCAAGAGAAUGGGACCUCAACCUGGUGGAAGACCUGCCGGCGCUCCCGCUGGAGGAGCACCACCCCCUACCGCUCGCGUUCGUUUAGGAGCCCCUCCCGGCGAUGCUCGUCCAUACUAAUUCUC